GCUUUAUGUUGUCAUGGCGCGUUUUCAAGCGAGGAAGCUGCGCGGAAGUGAGAUGUCUGAUAAUGGUGUGCUCAGUGAUGUAAAGCCUCUUCCUCCGUCUCCUCCUCUUCAUCACUCUUGGCCGUCUUCUCUCUCAGCAUUGACUUCUUCUCGUCAGGUCACCGCACAUCUCUACAGCUCACUACAGCACAGCCGAGAACAAGAGGUCAAAGGUCACACCGCCGCCAGACAAGUGUCGUUCGCCCACUCGUCUCCUGACCUCACCACAGUCAGAAUGACUGCAGCCACGCCCCCUCUCCUCCCUCAUAGCCUGGAGGAGUCACAAGAGGUGGACUGCAGUCUAGACUCCUCUUCCUGUGGCGUGAUUGGCUCUGGAGUGGAGGAGGUGGAGUCAGAGGUGGAGUCAGAGACAGAUCGAAUGUCUAAUGAGAUGGACCUUCAUCUACAGAACAAGCUGAUCAAAUCAGCACAUCUAACGAGUGGCAGGAGGCAUAUAGAGGAGAUGGAGAAUGUGAGAACUCAUUUACAGUCAAUACUGAGAAAAACAGCUGCUGCAGACACACACGAGUUUGGGGUUCCUGUGUCACAUCACUUCCUGGAUGAUUCCCAGGAGAGUGACGCCACUUCACACCUGCUCAGUGCUGGUGUGUCUGUGGGCACGAUGGAGGAUUUGUUCCCGCUGUAUUCUCGUCUGCAUGUGGACACGGGUCGCUCUGCCUCUGAGCUGCAGGUGUUGAGAGAGAGUCUGGAGAGGGAGAGAUCACGCCGGAAGGUGUGUGAGCAACAGGUGGCGUCUCUGCAGAAUAAAGUUCUUCACCUUCAGCAGCAGUUAACGCUUGCCGUCGCUGCUGACCGCAAGAAAGACAUCAUGAUCGAACAACUCGACAAGACGCUGGUGAAGGUGGUGGAGGGAUGGAAGAGACAUGAUCAGGACAGGAUUGAGGAAAUGAAACGCCUGCAGGAGGAGAAAGAGACAGCAGAGACAACACACAGCAAACACAGAGAGGAUCUUUCUCGUGUGGAGCUGAAUCUCUCUAAGUUACAGGAGUCUCUGGACAAAGAGCAAAAACACAAGCAGGAGCUGCACAACACCAACAAACAACUGGAGCAGCAGCUUUUGGAGCUGCGUUUGUGUGUGGAGAAACUCCAGCAAGAAGAACAGAGACUCCUCAGAGAUGCCGACAGAGAGAGAGACAAACUCAACAAACUCCACACUGACACCAACAACACACACACACAACUACAACAACACAUACAAGAACUACAACAACAACUUACACACACAUCACAGCAGCUGGAGAGAGAGAGAGCUCAGGUGAAACAGGAAGUGUCUCUGCGUGAGGAGACUGACAGCAGGUCACAGCUGCUCCAGGAAGAGCUGGACCACACCAGGAGAGAGAGAGACACACUGAGAGUGGACCGAGCCCUGGAGCAGACUCAGUUUGAAGCACAGAAGUCUCAGAUGGAGGUGGAGUUUCGUCUGUCACUGGAGCAGCAGCUGAAUGAAAAACUUUCAACUAUACAGGAGGAGAACACAACCCACACUACACAACUACGACAACAGCACAGGAAGCAGUUGUUGGAUCUCAGUGCACGUCAUGAGCGAGAUCUGUCGGCUCAGCUGGAUCAGUUCAGAACACAGUUACAGGAGAAAGAGCACAAACUACAGCAGCUCACACACUUCUACCAGAACAAACUGUCAGAGGUGCAAGAGGAGCUGGUUUCCAUGGCAGCGUCUAAACGCAGACUGGAGACGCACCGGGAAGAGCUUGUGUCCCGCCUGCAGGGAAUGAUGCGCUCUCAUUGGGCAGAGGCUUUAAGAUUGUUGGCCAAUCAGGAGCAGAUGGAGAGUGUUUUUUCUCCUGUUCCUCAGUGGGAAGCUUCCAAAACCUCCUCUACCCCUCAAAAUGCUGCUAAUAGUGACACACACCUGUCAGGUGCACAGGCUGUAGUUCUGCAUCUGUCCAGAGAGAAGGAGAGAGGGAUGAGAGAGGACGAGAGAGAGAGUGUGUUGAAUUAUAGUAGUUCAUUCACACCGCUGGAACCUGUACUGGACCAGACGAGCCUGACAGCUCUCAGUGACAGCAGUGGAUUGUGGGUGAGGCCUGUGUUUGCAGGAGGAGGAAACGGCACUGAGGGAAAGAUGAAAGACACCCGAAUAAACCAGAACCAGGAUCUGAAUCGCAGUCAGUGUGAACCGAAUCAAAUCAGAGUCAAUCAGAUUCUGAAUCCGAAGCAAAGACAGCCCCCCACGGAGACACGAGCCAAUCACAGCUCUAGCUCAGAUAGUGGGCGGGGCAUGACAGGAGCAUCUGUAGUAUUGUACAGUAGUGAUUCAGAGAAGACUCCGCCCAUCAGAGAUGAAGCCCCGGCCAGCAGGACAAGCGGUUCCUCUUUAAGUGAAGACCGACAGAGUGAACUGCAGUUUUAUGUGUCAAAGCUACUGGAGCGUUCCCCUGGUGACCCACUGGAGGAGCCAAUCAGAGAGCAGCAUCAGGCUCCACAUGUGACUGACCUCCUGCACACACACACGUCACAACAACUGCAGGAAAUACUGCAGAGCUUCAGCAGGUCUGAUGAAGGUGGAGUUCACACACUGAGAUCACAGCUGCAGCAGAAAGCAGAUGAGCAUGACAAGAGAGAGCGUGAUGUUCCUCCUCGUGUGGUCCCGAGCAGGAGAUCUGUAGGACGCAGAGGAGCAUCUCAGAGAGUCUGGAGAUGAACUGUCUGAUUUUAAUCUUCUCAUUUAUUCACGUGCUUUAUGAUAUUUGAAAUAAAAUCUGUGCAUGUC
Molecule: messenger RNA, 2791 nt
Organism: Xyrauchen texanus (razorback sucker)
Lineage: Eukaryota; Metazoa; Chordata; Actinopteri; Cypriniformes; Catostomidae
Gene: cntrob
Product: centrobin, centrosomal BRCA2 interacting protein
Exons: 20
Coding region: 14-2722 (902 amino acids)
Biological process (GO): mitotic cytokinetic process; centrosome separation; regulation of cilium assembly
Cellular component (GO): centriole; centrosome
Source: RefSeq, a predicted model, not a curated record